This is a messenger RNA of Didymodactylos carnosus, 771 nucleotides long. The record is from the annotation of a GenBank genome assembly. Lineage: Eukaryota; Metazoa; Rotifera; Eurotatoria; Philodinida; Philodinidae.
AUGGCAGAGAAAUCUAUUCUUUUCCAAGAGAAAGCACUCGAAAUUCUUUUGUCUCAAGUAGAGUCGAAUACAAUCAAUGAAUCUCUGCUGUGUCUGGAAAAUAUAGCUCGAUAUCAACGAUUACCUACUCAUUUCAUUUCGUAUUUUGUCGAGCAACUCUCUCAAGACGCGGAUAAUAUUAUUAGAAAAUCAUUCAAUAUUCUUCGCUUUCAAAUCUCACGAGACUAUGUGAAAUAUUCCGAAGAAUUACUUCAAUCUAUUCCAUUACCAUCGAUUAUCGAUCAAGAUCGAUUGGCUAGAGAAACAACUGUCCAACAGUGUCUUGGCACCAUUCAAACACUCUUUUUUGUUGAAUACCUCGAACCAACGACGUUUGAACUUCCAGCUACUCAGUGGUCUCGUCAAUGUUUAUGUAUUGAUUUAUUGACGAGAUGUUCCGAUCGAAGCCCUGCUCGUAUUUUGAACUUUUAUCAUCAAUUAACACAGUUCGAAAUAUUCAAACAAUACCAAUUGUACAAUGAUCAACGUGAUGAUUUUGUUCGAACCUUAAUUGAAAAGCAACGUUCAUAUGACUUCAAUUUAGCCACAAUCAUUCAAAUUUUGAUCUAUUCAAAGACUUCAACUGAUCAAGCAAUGAAACUUUUACAAUCAAAAGAAGACAAUUGGUUCUUCCAGAUACGUUUGUAUUUUAUUCAAUCGAUACUGAAUCAAUCGUCAUCCAAUACCCUUUACUCCCAAACUGUUCUUAAUCAUUUAAUUGAACGAAUAUGA